Messenger RNA from Nyctereutes procyonoides (raccoon dog), 7535 nucleotides. It is a transcript of the gene LAMB4, whose product is annotated as laminin subunit beta 4. NCBI's taxonomy places the organism in Eukaryota, Metazoa, Chordata, Mammalia, Carnivora, Canidae. The record is from RefSeq and is a predicted model, not a curated record.
CGGGGGAGAGGUUUUCUACUUAAAUUGACUCUCACUUUAGGUGUGCCUUUACACACCCUGUUUGCUGCCUGCACCUCUCGACACAGCCUGGCAAAUCCCGAUUUUAUUUGAGAGAGAGAGAGAAUAUGUGCACAGAGGCAGUUUGAGAGGGAGAAGCAGACUCCCCACUGAGCAGAGAGCCUCAUGCGGGCCUUGAUGCCCAGGACCCUGAGAUCACGACCUGAGCCAAAGGCAGACGCUUAACCAACUGAGCCACCCAGCAAAAUUGAAUUUAAUCAUUUCCUGACGAAAGAAUGCAAUUUCAACUGGCCCUCUUUUGGCACCUUGGGUUGCUCAGUUACGUGAAGGCCCAGGAUGAAUGCAAAAGGGGCACCUGUCAUCCUACCACUGGCGAUCUCCUGGUGGGUCGUGGCGCACAGCUCACAGCUUCUUCUACCUGCGGGCUGGACAGAGCCCAGAAAUACUGCAUCCUCGGCUACCUUGAGGGGGAGCAAAAAUGCUUUGUCUGUGACUCGAGAUUUCCAUAUGACCCGUACACCCAAUCCCGCAGCCACACCAUCGAGAAUGUAAUUACAAGUUUUGAACCAGAGAGAGAAAAGAAAUGGUGGCAAUCAGAAAAUGGUGUUGAUCAUGUCAGCAUCAGAUUGGACCUAGAGGCAUUAUUUCAGUUCAGCCACCUUAUUCUGACCUUUAAGACUUUUCGGCCUGCUGCAAUGUUGGUUGAACGCUCCGCAGACUAUGGACACACCUGGAAAGUGCUCAGAUAUUUUGCAAAAGACUGUGCUGCUUCCUUUCCCAAUAUCAUCGGCCAGGCCCAGGGAGUGGGAGACCUUGUUUGUGACUCCAAAUACUCGGAUAUCGAACCCUCAACUGGUGGCGAGGUCGUUUUAAAGGUUCUGGAUCCCAGCUUUGACAUCGAAAACCCUUACAGCCCCGACAUCCAGGAGCUUGUGACGUUAACAAACCUGCGGAUAAACUUUACCAAACUCCACACCCUGGGGGAUACUUUGCUUGGAAGGAGGGAAGAGGAUGCCCUUGAAAAUUACUACUAUGCUGUGCAUGCGAUGGUGGUGCGGGGCAGCUGCUUUUGCAACGGCCACGCCAGCGAGUGCGACCCGGUGCAGGAGGCCCGCGGAGACGUCUUCAGCCCGCCCGGCAUGGUGCACGGUCGGUGCGUCUGCCAGCACAAUACAGACGGCCCGAACUGCGAGCGCUGCAAGGACUUCUUCCAGGAUGCCCCGUGGAGGCCGGGAGCGGGUCCCCAGGACAGCACCUGCAGAGCCUGUCACUGCAACAGCCACUCUGACCGCUGUCACUUCGACAUGACGGCCUACCUGAGCAGCGGCGGCCGCAGCGGAGGGGUGUGCGAAGCCUGUCGCCACAACACCGAGGGCCAGCACUGUGACCGCUGCAGGCCCCUCUUCUACAGGGACCCGCUCAAGGCCAUGUCCGACCCUUACGCGUGCAUCCCUUGUGAAUGUGACCCGGACGGGACCUUAUCGGGUGGCAUGUGUGUGAGCCACUCUGAUCCUGCUUUGGGGGCUGUGGCCGGCCAGUGCUUGUGCAAGGAGAACGUGGAAGGAGCCAAGUGUGACCAGUGCAAGCCCAACCACCACACACUGAGCGCCACUGACCCUUUGGGUUGUCAGCCCUGCAACUGCCACCCCUCCGGGAGUGCGCUGCUCCCAGCCUGCGACGUGGAUACAGGCCAGUGCCUGUGCCAGCCCUUUGCCACCGGGCCACGCUGUGAAGAAUGCGCUGUUGGGUACUGGAGAAUGGAAGAUCACCUCCACGGCUGUUCCCCCUGUGACUGUGACAUUGGAGGUGCUUAUUCCAACGUGUGCUCCCCCAAGGAUGGGCAAUGUGAAUGCCGCCCACACAUCACUGGCCGCAGUUGCACCGAACCAGCCCCAGGCUACUUCUUUGCUCUUUUGAAUUUCUAUCUCUACGAGGCAGAGGAAGCCACCCCACUGCAAGGACUUGCACCUUUGAUGUCAGCCGCAGCUUUGCCUACAUGUGAUGUGUAUUUCCAGCAGCAAGGGAGUGAUUUCAUAGUUGACAAAGGCAAUAUAAUACUGAAGAGAAAUCAGAAGCAGAGUGGACGUGCUGACGAGUGGAGUGAGGGCUCAGUGACUUCUGGCCAGGCGCCUGUCGUUCACGUUGUUUUCCGAGAACCAGUGCCCGGGACCCCUGCUGCGUGGACUGGACCUGGAUUUGCCAGGGUUCUCUCUGGGGCUGGCUUGAGAUUUGCAGUCACCAACAUCUCCUUUCCCAUGGACUUCACCGUUGCCCUUCGCUAUGAAACUCAGCCCACAGCCGACUGGGCCGUCCAGGUCCUGGUUAACCCCCUUGGAGGGAGCAAGCACUGUACGCACGAGACUCCAUGGCCACGGCCACCACCUUUCCCUCUACCGGCGGCUUCCAGAAUCGUGCUGCUUCCCACACCCAUCUGUUUAGAACCAGAUGUACAAUAUUCCAUAGACGCCUAUUUUUCCCAGCCUUUGGAAGGAGGGUCCCACGCUCAUUCACACAUCUUGGUGGAUUCACUUGGUCUGAUUCCCCAAAUCAAUUCAUUGGAGAAUUUCUGCAGCAAGCAGGAUUUAGAGGAGUAUCAGCUGCACAACUGUGUUGAGAUCGCCUCAAAGAUGGGACCUCAGGUGUCCCCCGGUGUGUGUGAAAGGCUUAUAGUCAGCAUGUCUGCCAAGCUGCACAACGGGGCUGUAGCCUGCAAGUGUCACCCCCAGGGCUCGGUGGGGCCCAGCUGCAGCCGACUUGGGGGCCAGUGCCAAUGUAAGCCUCACGUGGCCGGGCGCUGCUGUGACAGGUGCUCAACUGGAAGCUACGGUCUGGGACAUCAUGGCUGUCACCCAUGUCACUGCCACCCUCAAGGCUCAAAGACCACUGUAUGUGACCAAAUAACGGGACAGUGCUCCUGCCAGGGGGAGGUGGCCGGCCGCCGUUGUGACCGGUGCCUGCAAGGCUACUUCGGAUUUCCCAGCUGCCGCCCUUGCCUUUGUAAUGGGUUCGCCGAACUUUGUGACCCAGAGACAGGGUCAUGCUUCAAUUGUGGGGGUUUUACAACUGGAAGAAACUGUGAAAGAUGCAUCGAUGGUUACUAUGGGAAUCCUGCUGCGGGACAGUCCUGUCGCCCUUGCCCAUGUCCAGAUGUUCCCUCGAGUAGCCAAUAUUUUGCCCACUCCUGUUAUCAGCAUCCUUGGAGCUCAGAUGUGAUCUGCAAUUGUCUUCAAGGUUAUACAGGUAAGCAGUGUGGAGAAUGCUCUGCGGGCUUCUAUGGAAAUCCCAGAGUUUCGGGAGCCCCUUGCCAGCCGUGUAUGUGCAACAACAACACCGAUGUGACAGAUCCGGAGUCCUGCAGCCCGCUAACCGGGGAGUGCCUUAAGUGUUUGCACAACACUCAGGGACCCAACUGCCAGUUCUGCAAACCAGGUCACUUUGGAUCUGCUCUCAAUCAGACCUGCAGGAGGUGCUCCUGCCAUCCUCCUGGUGUGAAUCCGGCUGAGUGUCCCCCUGGCCUGGGAGCUUGCCUCUGUGACCCUGACACUGGCAUGUGCCCUUGUCUGCCCAACGUCACGGGCCGGACCUGUGACCGCUGUGCAGACGGAUACUGGAAUCUGGUCCCUGGCAGGGGGUGUCAGCCAUGUGAUUGUGACCCCCGGACCUCUCACGGUGGCCACUGUGACCAGCUUACAGGCCAAUGUCGGUGUAAAUUAGGCUAUGAUGGGAAACACUGCAGUGGAUGCAAGGAAAAUUAUUAUGGUGAUCCACUGGAGCAAUGCAUUCCAUGUGACUGCAGCAGAGAAGGUGCCCAGAAGCCCACCUGUGACCAGGACACGGGCAUGUGCCGCUGUCGGGAGGGAGUCGGCGGCCCGCGAUGCGAUCGCUGUGCCCGGGGUCACGGCCGGGAGUUCCCUGCCUGUCCGCGGUGUCACCAGUGCUUUGAUCACUGGGACCGCACCGUCUCUGCCCUCUCCGAUGCGGUGCAAGGGUUAAUGAGGCUGGCUGCUAACGUGGAAGAUAAAAGAGAGACCGUGCUGGUCUGCGAGGCCGACUUCAAAGGCCUCCAAGAGAACUUGUCAGAAAUAGAAAGGAUUCUGAAACAUCCUGUUUUCUCAUCUGGGGAAUUCUUAAUAGUCAAGGAUUAUCAGGACUCCGCGCGGGAACACGCCGCGCAGCUAAGUGUGCAACUGAAAGCCAUGCAUGAGUUUCCAGAUCUGAAAGGAAGGCUGGGAAGCAUGAGGGAUGAAGCAGACCUCUUACUGGAAGGUCUUCAGAGAGAAAUCCACCUGCGCGCCCGAGCCCGUGACACGCGCAUCGUGGAUUCCUCAGAGAACAUCAAGAAGCAUUAUCAGAGGUCAUUAUCUGCUGAAAAGAAAAUUAAUGAAGCCACUUCUAUCAUAAAAAACUCUGAAAAAAUCAGGAAUGACUUACUUACCAUCUUUGAUAGGCUAAGCUCAAAAGAAAACUCAUCAUUGGAAAAAUUACAGCAGAUUACGGUACCAGAUAUCCAAAUAUUGAACAAAAAGGUGUGUGGAGAACCAGGGGACAUGCCGUGUGUGCUCUCAUCCUGUGAAGGCCCCAGCUGUCACGACUUCCUGACCCUCUCAAGCAAUGCCCUCCAGCAAGCUCAGGAAGCAGAGUCUGUGAUUCAAAAUUUGAGUGACCAGGUCCAGGGUUGGAAGAACCGUCUCAAAAAUGUAAGUAAACUGGCAGAGGUCUCCAAAAACAAUGCCUUACAACUAAGCGAGAAACUGAGGAAUAUGAAAAACCAAAGUGAAUCUGAGAAAGAGAAAAUGAGUCUUUUAAUCAAAAAGCUGAAAAAGUUUUUGUCAGAGGAAAACGUGCCUCCAGAGGACAUAGAGAAGGUUGCAGAUCGCGUACUUGACGUCCACCUACCAACGACAUCACAAAAUCUAACCAGUGAACUUGACAAAAUACAGAAGGUGAUGCAGCUCUGUGAGGACUACAGGACAGAUGAGGACAGGCUGCGCAAAGCGGUCGAUGGAGCCCCAAAGCUUUUGUUAAAGGCAAAGGGAGCCGAAGAAGCAGCAAAUGUUCUAUUAAAUCUUGACAAAACGUUGAAUAAAUUGCAACAAGUUCAAGUCACCCAAGGACGGAUAAAUACCACCAUCACGCAGCUGACUGCGGAGAUAACAAAAAUUAAAAAGAACGUACUGCAGGCUGAAAAGGAAGCCAAGGACUCGAAGAAUGUGCUGGACUUAGCAAAGCAGCCUUCAGAGCUGGAGGAUGGGCUUUCCCGGCUGCGGACCACGUUGCAAAGGACUGGAGAGCGAGCCACCCGGGUGACAGCUCAGGCUGCAUGGGCCCAACGCCAGGCCGGGGGCCUGGAGCAGGAGUUUGCAGAGCUGAAAAACCAAUAUGCUGUUCUUCAACGUAAGACCAGCGCUAUGGGACUAACCAAGGCGACGUGGGAAAGAGUGGAACGGCUAAAAGACGUGGCAGGGAAACUGGCCGAGGAUACAGAGGACAAGAUAAGAAGAAUAGCAGAUUUAGAAAAGAAGAUCCAAGAUCUGCAGCUGAGUAGACAAGAAAAAGCUGACCAACUGAAACAGUUGGAAGAUCAAGUUGUUGCCAUUAAAAAUGAGAUCACUGAGCAGGGAAAUAAAUAUGCUACUUGCUACAGUUAGGCAGAGGUGACGUGCAAAGUCACCUGUGCCUUCUUUUCUGGCAUCUGACAAAGAAGCUUCAGGAGCAGAGCUGAACUGGGGAAAGGGCAAUGGUCAGCCCCGCCUCCUCUGCCUCCGGGAGCCCCGCUCCUUGCCCUGGAUUUGAGCUGGGCCAAGCAAAUGCUGUUCCACGUGGAAUAGAAAGGAGGAAGUAGAGACACGGUUUCUGGCUUCAGAAACCUUUCUUCUUGCCUUCCUUUCCCUCCCAACACAUAAAAAUAAUUUAUUACGUGUGACAAGUACAAAAUAAAUAAGCAUUCUAUUCAUUAAUCAUCACUUCAGUCAAGUGAGCCUAAGUGUGAAAUAAGUUGCCAGGGGAGGGGGGCAGGGGGGCAAUGGGUUACUAAUCAAUGGGCAUAAAAUUCUGGUGAAGUAAAAUAAAUUCCAGGGUUCUGCUAUACAUUGUGUAAGGUCAACAAUGCAUUGCAUACUUAAGAGUGUGUUUGGAAGGUAGAUCUAUAUUCAAUGUUCUUACCACAAUAAAACAAAAUAAAAAUAAAUGCAAGCAAAUUAAGCCACAAAUACAUCAAUGUUUCUAGCACUAGAAUGGAAUAAAUCUGGACCGUGUCCCGUGGGCGAGAUUGUCCCGUGUUUUCUUUUUAUUUGGAUAUGCUUUAUCUAUAAAACGAUUAUUCUGAAUAAAAUGCAUACAAUUCAAAAUGCAACUUGUUUUUACACCCACUUCCCUCUCUAUUCAUUCUCCCAAUCAAAAUUCUGUUUGCCCCAAAUGGCACUGGAACAAUAUUCAAAGAGAGAAAUGUUGAGCUACUUUUCAUAAUUUGUCUGUAAGCAGUUUUGCUGUAAAAUCUGCUACUGAUUUUUGAAAGACCAGCAAUCCUUUCGUUAUUGUUUAGUGUGAAAUUGUCUCAUUUUGAAAUAAGUCUAUGAUUUCACAUUAACCUUUUCUGGAUGUAUUAACUGAGCACACUGCUUCUGUUUGUGAAAGCAAUACUUCAGAGGGAUUAUUUUAAGGGAUUUGGCCCCACGUGUUUGAAUAAGAAAUAAUAGAUGCCAACAUUGAUAUAUAAAAGAGGAAAGCAGCUGGAGCCAUUUCCCGUAAGGACUAACUCAUUAAAAAAAAUGGGUUUAGGGUCGUCUGGGUGGCUCAGUGGGUGGUUGAGCAUCUGCCUUUGGCUCAGGUCAUGAUCCCGGGGUCCUGGGAUCGAGUCCCACAUCAGGCUCCCAUCCCUGCAUGGAGCCUGCUUCUCCCUCUGCCUAUGUCUCUGCCUCUCUCUGUGUGUCUCUCAUGAAUAAAUAAAUAAAAUCUUUUUUUAAUGGGUUUAAAAAUUCAAUGAAGGGGCUUUAGGAUUAUACAUAAAACAUAUAUUAUUUAGGAGAAUUGCAGUUUCCCUGGAGAUCCUGAAGAAUGAAAUGAAAUUUUUUCUACUGGAAAGCCCACCAGAAAUUUCUUUUGAAAUGUAUGAUUGCAAUGCUCUAUCUACCCAGCACUUUGAUGUCUGGAAACUUCUACCAACAAAUGUCACACAAACUGAACCAUAGUUGGAAAAUAGGCGAUCACAAAAUCUAAGUUGUGUUCUCCCGUGUAGAGGGUGGAAGAUACUCCAGGCUUCCCAUCAGGAUACUGACUUCCAUGCUUGGACAGACGAUAGACUUAACUUGACAAGCAUCGUUAUCUGUUUGCAAUAGGAACCCUCAACUGUUCUUCCUUUUCAGUGGUUGGAGACUAUACAAGUAACAGCCAGAGGGAUCCCUGGGUGGCGCAGCGGUUUGGCGCCUGCCUUUGGCCCAGGGCGCGGUCCUGGAGACCCGGGAUCGAAUCCCACGUCGGGCUCCCGGUGCAUGGAGCCUGCUUCUCCCUCUGCCCGUGUC